AUGCUGCUGCCGCUCCUCCCGGCGCUCCUUGCCGCCUUCGCGCCCUUUUCUCCAUGCCGGGGCUGGUCUCCCGCGGGCGCUUCAGACUCGGGGCGGAAGGAGCUGCCCGAGCUCGCGCUGCCGCCCCUCAACUCCUCCUCCUCCGCCUCCUCCACCUCCUCCUCUCCCCGCUCGGCGCCGAAGACCUUCGCGACUGCCAGCGCCCCGGCGACGGACUUGCAAGAAGGAGGGGACGCGGCCCCUGAGGCGGCCGAGCCCCGCGCCACCAGCACGCCCGCGGCGGCGGCGGCGGCUGCCCCUUCGCCUGGGCCGCCCCGCCCCGCCCCGCAGCAGCAGCAGCAGCCCCGCGAGGAGCCGCCGUGCAACAUCAGCGUGCAGCGCCAAAUGCUCAGCUCGCUGCUGGUGCGCUGGAGCCCGCUGGGCUUCCAGUGCGACCUCGUGCUCUUUUCCACCAGCGGCAGCGGCGGGCGCGCCUUUUUCUCAGCCGCCUUCCACCGCGUCGGGCCGCCGCCGUUGCUCAUCGAGCCCGUCGGGCUGGCGGCCGGCGGCGUCCAGCAGGACCUGCGCCUGUGCGUGGGCUGCAGCUGGGAACGGAGCAGGCGCGUCGGCCGCCUCCGCCCGGGGACCCCCAACCCGCCGCCGCCGGCGUCGUCCCCGUCCUCCGCUGCCCUCUUCUCGCUGCCUGCCUCGGACCACGGACAACCCUGGCAGCAAGGGGAGCGGCUCCAUUUCUGCUGCCUGGAUUUCAGCCUGGAGGAGCUCAAGGCGGACCCCGGCUGGAGGAUGAACCGCAAACCCAUCGAGUCCACCUUGGUGGCUUGUUUCAUGACUCUGGUCAUCAUCGUGUGGAGCGUGGCCGCCCUCAUCUGGCCGGUGCCCAUCAUCGCUGGCUUCUUACCCAACGGCAUGGAACAGAGGAGGAGCGCCGCCAGCUCGGGAAGCGCAUCUGGAACAGCUGCAGCUGCUAAAUGACCCCCGCCCGCGCCCCUACCCUCCUUCGGCGCACCUUCGCUUCAUCUUGGUUGUCUGAUCUAAUCCAGGUCCUCUCGUUGUUGUGGGUACUAGUUGGGCCUCGGAAUUGGGGACCUAGCUCUGAUAAUUAUUGAUUUUGGGGGGUAAUGUUUAAAGGAAUAUAUUUUGUAGAUUACGUUAAAGCCAUUUUCUUUGGCGUUGAAUGCAGAAGACUAGACUAGGGUGGAAAGCUUGUAGCUGGAUCGGUUUCUCGCCAAUGAAUCUUUCGGGGAACUGCACCGUACCCCGCGUCUAGCCUAAUAUUAAAUGGAAUACUAUAGAUAUAUUUCUCAUGUACUCAAAUAUCUGAAAAAUGACCAAAACCUGUGUAUCUGCUUUAUAUAUUUAAAAAAAACUCUUUUAAUUCAAUAUUUUAGUAAAGAACGCACACACAGUGCACUUUGCAGUAGUUGUAAGUCAGAGUAAUUAUUUGUAUAUGAAUACACUUUGUCUUUGCAGAUUUUUAUUUACUAAAAGAGGAAACUUUUUUUGCAGAAUUUAAAUUUGCUAACACUAUAUAUAGAUAUAUUAUAUUAUAUUGUUGUAAGAGAACCUGGACUUCAAUCACUCUUUUACAAUGUGUGUGUUUCUUAUUAGAGAUAUCGUGUAACUUCCGCUGUCAGUCUGUUGAGUUACCAAUACAGAGAUUUUCUUUGUCAAAG
This is a messenger RNA of Varanus komodoensis (Komodo dragon), 1673 nucleotides long. It is a transcript of the gene TMEM158, whose product is annotated as transmembrane protein 158. The transcript has a single exon. The record is from RefSeq and is a predicted model, not a curated record. Gene Ontology annotation, molecular function: peptide binding. The coding region runs from base 1 to 972 and encodes 323 amino acids. NCBI's taxonomy places the organism in Eukaryota, Metazoa, Chordata, Lepidosauria, Squamata, Varanidae.